Messenger RNA from Chlorocebus sabaeus (green monkey), 458 nucleotides. The record is from RefSeq and is a predicted model, not a curated record. Lineage: Eukaryota; Metazoa; Chordata; Mammalia; Primates; Cercopithecidae.
AUGGACAUGUAUGAUAUAGCAGCCUAUGAAUGCUGGGACCUGAGCCUGCUCACCAGCAUGGUGGAUGACAUGUGGCAUUACGCUGGGGACCAGUCCACUGAUUUUAACUGGUACACCCGGCGAGCCAUGCUGGCUGGCAUCUACAACACGACAGAGCUGGUGAUGAUGCAGGACUCCUCUCCAGACUUUGAGGACACUUGGCGCUUCCUGGAAAACCGGAUUAAUGAUGCAAUGAACAUGGGCCACACUGCCAAGCAGGUAAAGUCCACAGGAGAGGCACUGGUGCAAGGACUCAUGGGUGCAGCAGUGACGCUCAAGAACUUGACAGGUCUAAACCAGCAUCGGUGAGAGGAAAGGGUGUAAGAUACAAUGCCUAGAAGAGAAUGAGUGGACAGAUUGAAAGAGCUUUGAAAAGUAUGAGGUGCCAUCUGUGUAACCUGGUGUUCAUGAGAAUACAC